AUGGUUAGGUUCACUCCCGCUGCCGCCGUUGCGGCUCUUCUGAGCACUACAUCAGCCUCUCUUGUCGCACGGCAGACGGCUGCUAGCACCACCGCCUCUGCUGGGUCUGAUCCCACGGCCAUCUCACAGUGUUCCGUCGCCUCGUCUACUCAAAUCUGCAAAGCUGGAACGACAGAGUUCACAGUCGUAUCUACCCCGACUGGUUCGCUUCCCAGUUCAUACACUGGAUGCCACAAGCAUGCCACUGACCUGUACUGUUUCUAUCCCGAUGGCGAGGUUGAAGUCGUGGCCGCCAAUGCGCCCGCAGCCACCGCUGUUUCGACGACUGCUGCUGCUGCCGUCACGGGCGCACCAACGGCCGUAUCAAACUGCCAUCUGCACGGAGUCACGGUCUUCUGUAUGUGGGGUACUACCGAAUACCAGGUCAUGACGACGCCUACCAACACUGCCGCCGCCGUGAUACCGACAGCCUUCACUGGCUGCCACGCCCACGGCACUGACACUUACUGCCUCGCUCCUAAUGGAGAUGACAUCGAAAUUGUUGCCGAGGGGGCCGAGUCGUCCGACCAUGACGAUACCAGCGGAGAAGAACCCCAGGGAGAGAACUGCCACUUCCACGCCGGUGUCGAGCAUUGCGUUGGCGCAGGUGAGAGCGAGAGUAGCGGCACUAGAAGCUGCGAGAAAGUCAACCGCGACUAUAACAUUCCUCUGCGUGUCGGUCUUCUCUUCGUCAUUCUCGUCACUAGUGCUUUCGGAGUCUACUUCCCCAUCUUCAUGAUCAAUUGGAUGCCCGCCAAGACGCACACAAUCUUCCUCAUCCUCAAACAAUUCGGCACGGGAAUCAUCAUCUCCACCGCCUUCAUCCAUCUGUAUACCCAUGCCCAGCUCAUGUUUGGUAAUGAGUGCCUAGGCAGCCUUGGCUACGAAGGUACCACCUCUGCCAUUGUCAUGGCUGGUAUCUUCCUGUCUUUCUUGGUUGAGUACAUUGGAAAGCGCAUGGUCAUGGCAAAGAUGGCCGCUAAUCCGGGUGCGAUGACCCGUUUCUCUCCAGAGACAGUCACUGUCUUGGUUCUUGAGUGCGGCAUCAUCUUUCACUCUAUCCUCAUUGGUAUCACCCUUGUCGUGGCUGGUGACACCUUCUUCAUCACCCUCUUUGUUGUCAUCCUCUUUCACCAAAUGUUCGAGGGCAUCGCUCUUGGAACUCGCAUCGCCCAGCUUGGCCAGCCUACUCCGGCUGAAAUGGCAGAGCGCCAUACCCCGAGUGCGCCCGCCGAAGUCGAGCAAACCGCCUCCGCUGAGGGUAGCCUGAACUCUCUGAAAACGCCCAGCUUCUCCCUGGUCAAGAAGCUUAUCCUCGCUUCUCCCUUUGCCCUCGUCACGCCCAUCGGAAUGGCAAUUGGAAUUGGUGUUCUCUCGCAGUUCAAUGGAAACGACCGCGACACCAUCAUCGCCAUCGGUACCCUCGACGCGCUUUCCGCUGGUAUUCUCGUCUGGGUUGGUGUUGUGGAGAUGUGGGCCGAGGACUGGAUGCUUCCCGGCGCGGAGCUCCUAACCACUGGCCCAAUCGUCACGGCCCUUGCUUUCUUCGGUCUCAUCGCCGGCAUGAUUAUCAUGAGUGUGCUUGGAAAGUGGGCUUAA
Messenger RNA from Colletotrichum phormii, 1638 nucleotides. Its product is annotated as ZIP zinc transporter. Gene Ontology annotation, biological process: zinc ion transmembrane transport. Lineage: Eukaryota; Fungi; Ascomycota; Sordariomycetes; Glomerellales; Glomerellaceae. The transcript has 5 exons. The coding region runs from base 1 to 1638 and encodes 545 amino acids. Gene Ontology annotation, molecular function: zinc ion transmembrane transporter activity. The record is from RefSeq and is a predicted model, not a curated record. Gene Ontology annotation, cellular component: plasma membrane.